UGAACACCAACCAUGGGGAACUGCUUGGCUUCUUCACAAGAGAAGGUUAUCAAAGUGAUGAAGACGGAUGGUAAGGUCCUUGAAUACAAGCAACCAUUGAGAGUCCAUCAAGUUUUAUCUGAAUUCGCCGGCCACGCAAUCUCCGACACUCUUCCGGUCUUCCGGCAUCUUCAUCCCAACACUCAAAUGCUUAGCGGCCGUCAUUACUAUCUUCUCCCACCACCCUUACCAUCUUCCUGCAGUGAUGACAGCAGCAAGUUACCGGUUGCAUCGAAUCCAACCCCGGCAGAGCCUGCUGGGCAUGGAAGUAGUGGUGGUGUUGCUGUGAGGGUUAAGAUAGUCAUCACCAAACAGAAACUAGAGGAGAUUUUAAGUAAGGGAGUCCUCUCAGUUGAUGAGAUUAUUUCUCACCUUCAAAAUGGAAAAAGCAAAGAUGUUGUUGGUAUUAAUGAUGAUGAAAGUAGAAGUUCAAGAGUUUGGAAACCUGUGCUGGAAAGCAUACCAGAAGGAAAUGAUCAUGUAAACUAUUGAAACCCUUUUUUGAUUUCUUUC
Messenger RNA from Telopea speciosissima, 552 nucleotides. RefSeq lists its product as uncharacterized. NCBI's taxonomy places the organism in Eukaryota, Viridiplantae, Streptophyta, Magnoliopsida, Proteales, Proteaceae. The record is from RefSeq and is a predicted model, not a curated record. The coding region runs from base 13 to 531 and encodes 172 amino acids. The transcript has a single exon.